AUGAUAAACAUGCUCACUAGCUUUCUUUCAGAGCGAACGUUCCAGGUAAACGUCGAUGGGCAUUUAUCGCGCAAGCUGCCGCUGGAAAAUGGUGUACCACAGGGUUCUGUGCUCUCGGUUACCCUAUUCCUCGUAGCAAUCCAACCUAUCUUCCGGGUGGUUCCGAAUACCGUGACAGUGCUAUUGUACGCCGAUGACAUCCUUCUUGUAGUGCGGGGCAAAAAAGAACAACCACUCUAUCGGAAACUACAGUCAGCAGUAAAAGCCGUUCAUAGAUGGGCGAAAAGUGUUGGAUUCACGAUAUCAGCAACAAAAUCCAGCAUCUUUUACUGUAGCCCGAAUGCCCGCCGUGAGCCCACGCAAUCCAUCAGGAUAGAUACAGUAGCUAUACCAUCACAAAAUCAACUGAAAACCCUCGGUAUCACUCUCGACAGAUCGCUGAACUUCAAAGCGCAUUGCAAGCUAACGAAGAAGGCAUGUGAAUCCAGGCUGCGUAUCCUGAAAAUGAUCGGAGCAAAGCUACCACGUGGUCAACGGACUUCUUUGUUACAAAUCGGCUCCGCCAUUGUCACUUCGCGACUAUUGUAUGGGAUGGGACUCGUUAGUCGGGGCGGAGAUGUCGUCACCAAAACUCUCGCGCCCGCCUACAACAGAAUGGUAAGAUUUGCAUCUGGUGCAUUCGUUACAAGUCCGAUCUUAGCCAUCAUGGCCGAAGCAGGCACCUUACCAUUUGAUCUCCUCGUUCUCCAAAGCAUAACCCGAUUGUCCAUCCGUUUGUUGGAAAAAAGCAGAGAUAAUGCGGAUCUCCCACUAGUACGUCGAGCUUCCGAAGAACUGUCAGAGGUGAUCGGAAUGCCCUUACCAAAUAUUUGUACUCGAACGCGACUAGCCACCCGAAAGUGGUACGAGCCCAAGCCCCACGUCGUGUGGGAUAUCAAAAGAAGUGUGAAUGCCGGAGAUCCCUCUGAGGUGGUCCGUCCUGUCGUUCAGGAGCUCCUGAAUGCUCGCUUCAGCAACUCAACGGUUGUGUAUACUGACGGAUCGAAAGACAACGACGCAGUAGGCGCGGGAAUGUUUGGAGAACAUCUCCAGCAGUCGACUGGUCUUCCGCCACAGUGCAGCGUGUUCUCAGCCGAGGCGUUUGCAAUUAAAACAGCGGUAACUUCGUACUACACUUCCAACGAUCUGCUAAUAAUGACAGACUCAGCCAGUUGUUUAUCGGCAAUUGAAGCUGGCACGUCCCAGCAUCCGUGGAUCCAAGAGAUUGAAACCAUGAUACGACAUCGUCCAAUCAAUCUGUGCUGGAUUCCAGGACACGCUGGAAUUCGCGGGAAUGAAGAGGCAGACCGCCUCGCACGAGAAGCCAGGGGUAAUGCCCCUUUGCAAAUAGCCAUUCCGGGAGCAGACGCCAACAAUCAGGCAAAAUCAGCUAUCCGAAAUCACUGGUACCGUCGAUGGUCUGCAUCCACUGAAGUGAAGCUUCGCGAAAUAAAAUUCGAUACGGUAAAGUGGACUGACCGCGAGAGUUCGGCUGAUCAACGAGUGCUCACCCGGUUGCGAAUAGGGCAUACCCGGUUGACGCACGACUUCCUUUUGAAGAGAGAAACCCCACCAGUUUGCGACUGCUGCGGGGUAACCGUAGAUGUACGUCAUAUAAUUCUUCAGUGCCGAAAACACGACGAUGCUAGAAGGAUGCACAACAUCGAUUCGACCAGCCUGCGAGUGAUUCUAGGCAACGACGGGGACACCGAAGACAAACUGCUAAGCUUCCUCAAGGAAACUAAUUUGUACAAACGAAUAUAA
Molecule: messenger RNA, 1803 nt
Organism: Topomyia yanbarensis
Lineage: Eukaryota; Metazoa; Arthropoda; Insecta; Diptera; Culicidae
Exons: 1
Coding region: 1-1803 (600 amino acids)
Molecular function (GO): RNA-DNA hybrid ribonuclease activity; nucleic acid binding
Source: RefSeq, a predicted model, not a curated record